Macadamia integrifolia is the source of this 1753-nucleotide messenger RNA. RefSeq names its product ethylene-responsive transcription factor ERF062-like. Gene Ontology annotation, molecular function: DNA-binding transcription factor activity; DNA binding. Gene Ontology annotation, biological process: regulation of DNA-templated transcription. Bases 228 to 1469 code for a protein of 413 amino acids. Lineage: Eukaryota; Viridiplantae; Streptophyta; Magnoliopsida; Proteales; Proteaceae. The record is from RefSeq and is a predicted model, not a curated record. The transcript has a single exon.
UGUUAGCUUUUUUCCAUUUUAAUUAGCUAGAGAUCUUGCUCAGAUGAUAAACAAAGCUUUACUAACAGUACGUGGGUCCUUUGAAUUUUGUUUUCUAAUGAUGCUCAACAGAUACCUGUCACAUGAGUUGUGCCAAGGUUAAAUAUAUAUAGCGUACAGCCUUCUUUUGUAUCACUCUCUAUAGAUCUCUUCCUCUAUUUUGCUUCUUCUCAAAUCUUUCCUUACACAUGAAGGAUCAGUUUCCCAAGAUGGAAAGUUACAUACAGGAGGAAUUGCCCUCUUAUCUUCAUGGAAUGACAACAGGUUCCCAGUGGUUGUCUGAUCCAAUCACUUGGGAAUCACUAACGGAUGAAACGGCUUCCCGUGAUGGUGCAAGAAGGUCUUCAUCACCAUCUUCAGAGUGUAGUUCCUCAGCAAGCAAUGCUACUACUGUUGCAUCUUUGAACAAUAACUCUGCAGAAUUCUCCAAUCAUGUUAUGGUACCAGAACAAGGAUUCAGGCCAUUUGCUUGUUCUGGUUCUAUAACAAGUUCUUGGAGUCCAAGUGGAGCUCAUAUUGAUCAAAGCUUCAUCCCUGUAAACUUCAAGGAAACAUUUCCCCAAUUGGAAGAAGUCUCCCAACCACCUUCACUUCCAUAUUCAUCACCAACUGCAUCAAACCCCCCGAAUUUAACUCUGUUUUUGCAGGAACCCACCACCACAGAGACCAGUGAAGAUAUUGCCAACACACUUGGCAAGGAUCAGAGCAACCCAUUGCUCCCUUUCCAUGAUCUUCAUCAAAUUCAGCUCCAAUCAGGGAUGGAAUGGCUCAAGAUCAAUAAGAAUUUUAUGAAUUGUACUUCACGAGGCCUCGGUGAUCAUUGGCUUGGAGCCACCAAGACGCAGGCGAUGAAGUACACUGGAAAAAGAAUGCAAGAUCAUCAUGACAAGACUUCUUCUUCAUCUCCAGGUAAACUGUUUAGGGGUGUAAGGCAAAGGCAUUGGGGGAAGUGGGUUGCAGAGAUCAGGUUACCAAGAAAUAGGACAAGGGUGUGGUUGGGGACCUUCGACACAGCCGAAGAAGCUGCUUUUGCAUAUGACACAGCAGCUUACAUGCUAAGGGGGGACUAUGCUCAUUUGAAUUUCCCAGACCUCAAGCAUCAAAUUAAGGCCAAUUGUUCUCAUGGUAGCACUGCAGCCCUCCUGGAAGCAAAGCUACAAGCUUUCAAUGACCAAAAGAAAGCUACCAACCCACCACUACCCCCUUCUUCACCAAAGAAGCAUAUAUGUCAGAGUUCAAAUCUCAAUAUGUUGAGCCAAAAGCCUUCAAGAAAAGUGUAUUCAUUUGAUUUGGAUAACAGAAUUGGAUCUGAAGUAGUUGAGACCAAGAAGACUCGGGAGUUAUCAGACAUGGAUGCAGUUCUUUUGAGUAGAAUGCCUUCAUUGGACAUGGACAUGAUCUGGGAUGCCCUUCCAUUAUCUGAUUCAUGACAUGAGUUUCAAUUCUUUUCAUUUUCAAAUUUCAAAUAUUGAAUAUGAUACAGAAGUAUGUUGAAUUGGAUUGAGAAUUAUAGUAGACUCAUCAUAUAAAUCUUCCAUUGGGUUUUUCCAUGUUUCUUUAAUUAUAGCUCAAAUUCCAUUAGUAGGAAGCCCAAGAAUUUUACUUUCACCAUUAAUGUCCAGAUUUUGAUGUAUCUCUGCUUUCCGCUUUCUGCUUUUCUGUAAAUUUGAUUGUUUCAAGAUGACUUUUUGAUGAAAUGGGGCACCAUUCACAA